GAUGGAGGACCCUGUGCAGCUGAAGGAGGAGGGGAAUAAGUACUUUCAAGGCAACGAUUAUGAGAAUGCUAUUAAAAGCUACUCCAAAGGACUUAAACUUGCUAAAGAUCCAUCACUCCAGGCUGUGUUAUAUCGAAACCGAGCAGCAUGUUUUCUGAAAAAGGAGAAUUAUGCCCAAGUAGCAUCAGAUGCAACUAAAGCUAUUGACAUCAACGGUUCUGAUAUUAAAGCUUUAUACCGACGUAGCCAGGCUCUGGAGAAACUGGGCAAGUUGGAUCAAGCCUUCAAAGAUAUCCAGAGAUGUGCCACCAUUGAACCUCGGAACCAAAGUUUCCAGGCGGCCCUUCGACGUCUGGGCACUAACAUCCAGGAGAAGUUACAUGUUCAAUUCUCCACUGAUGCUAGAGUGCAGCAAAUGUUUGAAAUCCUCCUGGAUGAAAAGAGUGAGAAAGAGAAGCGAGAGAAGGCUGCAAACAACCUCAUUGUUCUUGGCCGAGAAGAAGCUGGAGCACAGAGGAUAUUCCAGAACAAUGGCUUGAAUCUGCUUGUGAAGCUGAUAGAAACUAAAAAUCCUGAGCUGAUCCUGGCAGCAGUAAGGACCCUUUCAGGGAUGUGCGCAAGACACAGAGCACGGGCCACUGCCAUACUCCACAUGCUGGGGAUCAACAAAAUCUGCUUGUGGAUGUCCAUAGAUCAUGAAGAGAUCUCGCUGGCAGUCUCCAACCUGCUGCAGGUCAUCACUGACUCUUUAACUGGAGAAGGCAAGAAGGAAGAACAUGGGAAGGAGGAUGCCCUGGUGCUGGACACAAAAAAGGAUAUGAAGGCGAUCAUCAUUCAUCUUCUAGACAUGCUUCCCAGUAAAAAGGUAUCUGGACAAGGCCGGGACCGGGCUCUCAAUUUACUUAACAAGAACAUACCAAGACAGGACCAGAGAAUCCAUGACAACAGUCGCACUAUAUUUGUAAUUGACAAUGGCCUAAAAAAGAUUUUGAAAGUUGCUGGCCAGAUUCCAGACAUGCCUGACUGUCUCCCUUUAACAGAAAAUACACAGCUCACAGCUUCAGUUCUUCUGAACAAAUUGUAUGAUGACUUGCGAUGUGACCCAGAAAGAGAAGAGUUCAGAGUCAUCUGUGAAGAGUACAUCAGGAGUAAAAUUGACCCCAAGGAUAUGGACAAGACUUUACAUGCCAUCCAGACAGUGUCUGGAGUUCUACAAGGACCUUUUGAUUUGGGAAACAAACUGCUGAGCAUGAACGGUGUCAUGGAGAUGAUGGUGGCACUUUGUGGCUCAGAGAGAGAGAUUGACCAGCUAGUAGCUGUGGAAGCUCUCAUCCACGCCUCAACCAAACUGAGCCGGGCCACGUUCAUCAUCACCAAUGGAAUCACCAUGCUGAAGGAAAUUUACAAGAAGACCCUGAACGAGAAGAUCAAAAUCAGAGCUUUGGUGGGGCUUUGCAAACUGGGCUCUGCUGGAGGAACUGACUAUGGCCUGAGACAAUUUGCAGAGGGAUCCACUGAAAAGCUAGCAAAACAAUGCCGCAGAUGGCUGUGUAACCCCACCAUUGACACCCGUACUCGAAAGUGGGCAGUGGAAGGUCUUGCGUACUUGACUUUGGAUGCCGACGUGAAGGAUGAUUUUGUGGAAGACGAGCCAGCCAUGCAAGCCAUGUUUGAAUUAGCCAAGACAAGCGACAAGACUAUUUUGUACUCUGUGGCCAGUGUCUUGGUGAACUGCACCAACAGCUAUGAUGUCAAAGAACUUGUCCCUGAACUUGUCCAGCUGGCCAAGUUUUCUAAGCAGCAUGUGCCCGAGGAACACCCCAAGGACAAAAAAGACUUCAUCACAAAGCGAGUGAAACAUCUGAUCAAAGCUGGAGUCAUCUAUACCUUGGUCUGCAUGGUGAAGGCAGACAGUGCUAUUUUGACAGAUCAGACCAAAGAACUUUUAGCUAGAGUUUUCCUUGCUUUGUGUGAAGACCCCAAGGAUCGUGGUACCAUUGUUGCUCAAGGGGGUGGAAAGGCCCUUAUACCACUGGCCCUAGAAGGCACAGAUGUUGGCAAAAUAAAAGCAUCCCAUGCCUUGGCCAAGAUUGCUGCCAUUUCCAAUCCAGACAUAGCAUUUCCAGGGGAGAGGGUGUAUGAAGUUGUGCGGCCCCUGGUCAGUUUACUGAAUACUGAGCGUGAUGGGCUACAGAACUAUGAGGCAUUGUUAGGACUCACCAACUUUUCUGGAAGAAGUGACAAACUCAGACAAAAGAUCAUCAAAGAGAAAGCUCUACCAGACAUUGAAAACUACAUGUUUGAAAACCACGAUCAGCUCCGACAAGCAGCCACAGAGUGUAUGUGCAACUUGGUGGUCAAUAAAGAGGUUCAAGACAGAUUCAUUGCUGAAGGAAAUGACAGACUCAAGUUGGUUGUCCUGUUGUGUGGCGAGGAUGAUGACAAAGUCCAGAACGCAGCUGCUGGGGCCCUCGCAAUGCUCACUGCAGCCCAUAAGACACUCUGUCAUAAGUUAACCCAAGUGACAACCCAAUGGCUGGAGAUUUUGCAGAGACUUUGCCUUCAUGAAAAGCAGGACAUCCAGCACCGUGGGGUGGUGAUUGUUUACAAUUUAAUCCACGCAGACCAAGAAUUGGCAAAGAAGUUGGUGGAGAGUGAGAUGCUGGAAAUCCUGACCAUCAUUGGUAAAGAAGCAGAUGAUCCUAAAAGACAACAUAUUCUCAAUGUGGCUCGGGAAUGCCUUGUGAAGCUCAUGGACUAUGGGUUGAUCAAACCCUUGUCUCAGCCAUAAAGAAGCAAGGAAAAAUAAAAUGACGCAGAUCAGAGAUAAAGGAGAAAUGGAAUGAAUAUGUACAGGAGAAGUGAUCAGAAAAUUAAAAAUUGUUUUCAAAGUUGUCACACUUUAUGCUUUUGCCUUCAGAAAUAAUAUCCAAAAUAAUUCCUAAAAAGUUUGCUUGGAGGGUCCCAAAAUUUUGUCCUGGCUAACAAAAUUAUUUUUUUAAGUGCCUGCCUAGCCAAAUUCUUUGACAGCAGGAAACCUCUAAAAUCAGAGUACCUGAUGUGGCAGUCAGGUAUGCAAUGUGCUUGGUAACACCUCAGUUGGUGCACACCACUCUUCCUGGUCUGACUGAAUCUACAGUGAAAAAAUAAAUAACCAUCUCAAGUAACUAUCUUUAUUUCCAACAAUGUUUUACACCUCUUACAGACUCUAGGGGCCGUCUUAGAAAAUGAAAAUGAUAGGGAGCUGCAGUCCAGUGAGAAAAUCCAGAAAAGAGAAAAAAGGAAGGAAGAAGAAAUUUCUGGAGACUGGGGAUGAGAACUAGAGGAGGUGUUCCUAGAAACAUAUUGUCGUAGAAUUACAGAGUUGGAAGAGAAUUUAAGAGUUCAUGUACGCCAACCCUCUCUUCUGUGUCUGAUCCACUAAAGCAUCUCUUACAGAUGACCAGCCAGCCUCUGUCUAAAGACUUCUAGCAAAGGAGAACUUACCCCAACAUGUGGUAGCCUAUUCCACUGGCUGGCAGCUCAUAGAGUCAGGAAGUUCCUCCUGAUGUCUACCCUGAACCUCCUUCCUUGUAAUUUUAACUCACUGUUGGUGGUCUUGCCCUCUGGGACAAUAGAAAAUAAGUGUCUCCUCAAUUCCCUCAUCCAAGUAACUGAUUAAAAGGUUAAGCAGCACAGUGUCCAGCAUAGAGCCCUGUGACAUUCCACUCAGUACUUCUCCAAGCUGAAAUGGAGCCAUUAAUGAGCACUCUGGUCAUUCAGCCAACUGUGAGAACUUCUAACAGGAAUGUCAACUAGGCCAUACCUUAUGAAGGAAAAUAUCAUGCACUCUGAUGAAGGCUUUGCUGAGGUCCAGGUACAUUAUGUCUAUGUCAUUUCUCUGAUCUACUGAGCUAGUAACUCUAUCAAAGAA
This is a messenger RNA of Candoia aspera, 3913 nucleotides long. RefSeq names its product unc-45 myosin chaperone B (gene UNC45B). The record is from RefSeq and is a predicted model, not a curated record. Bases 2 to 2791 code for a protein of 929 amino acids. Gene Ontology annotation, molecular function: Hsp90 protein binding. Gene Ontology annotation, cellular component: cytoplasm. NCBI's taxonomy places the organism in Eukaryota, Metazoa, Chordata, Lepidosauria, Squamata, Candoiidae. The transcript is spliced from 19 exons.